This is a messenger RNA of Anoplopoma fimbria (sablefish), 2266 nucleotides long. RefSeq names its product PWP1 homolog, endonuclein (gene pwp1). Gene Ontology annotation, molecular function: protein binding. The record is from RefSeq and is a predicted model, not a curated record. Gene Ontology annotation, biological process: rRNA processing. Gene Ontology annotation, cellular component: nucleus. The transcript has 15 exons. The coding region runs from base 106 to 1575 and encodes 489 amino acids. NCBI's taxonomy places the organism in Eukaryota, Metazoa, Chordata, Actinopteri, Perciformes, Anoplopomatidae.
AUGUACGCUCACUGUUUGCGUGCCUGGGGUAAAGCACUUUUGACAACCGGUGCAUGUGUGCAUACUGUAUUGUAUUUAAUCGAUAAACCACACGGUUGCUCCUAAAUGAGUUCCCAGAUUACUUGUGUUGGAUGGGUGGGCAGAGGCGUUGCCAAGGAAACCCCAGAUAAAGUUGAGCUGAGCCAAGAGGAGCUGCAGCGCAUCAUUACUGAUGCAAAACAGGAGCUGGGGGCACUAGCAGCCGAGGAUGAUGAAGAUGAUGAUGAAGGCAUAGCUUGUGAGGAGAAUCCUGAUAGUAAUACAGCAGACGUUGCCGGAGCUCCAAAGGAUGACGAAGAAGAUGAUGAGCUUGCAGAGUAUGGCCUGGAUAGAUAUGAUGAAGAGGAUGCAGCGACCGCUAGUCUCGGCGACAGUCUGGCUGGGCUCACAGUGUUCAGCUCUAAUGAGGAGGAUCCUUACAUCACCCUCAAAGACACAGACCAAUAUGAGCGAGAGGACUUCCAAAUCAAGCCCACUGACAAUCUCAUCCUCACAGGCAGGGCAGAGAAGGACUGCUGCAAUUUAGAGAUCCAUGUUUAUAACUCCGAGGAGGACUCUCUGUAUGUUCAUCAUGAUAUUCUGCUGCCAGCUUACCCACUGUGUGUGGAGUGGCUAAACUUUGACCCCAGUCCUGGAGAAAAACCCGGAAACUAUGCUGCAGUGGGAAACAUGACUCCUCAGAUAGAUGUGUGGGACCUGGAUGUGGUGGACUGUUUGGAACCAGUCUUUUCCUUAGGGAGUAAAAAGGCGACCAAGAAGAAAAAGAAGGGCAAGAAGGGGGCAGCAGCAGAGCCUGUUGAGGGGCACGCAGAUGCAGUUCUGGAUUUAUCCUGGAACAAACUGAUCAGAAAUGUGUUGGCCAGUGGAUCAGCAGAUGACACAGUUAUCUUGUGGGAUCUUACUCAAGGCAAACCAGCCACAACUCUACACAGGCACACUGACAAGGUUCAGACUUUAUCAUUCCACCCAUUCGAAGCACAGACUCUGAUAUCAGGAUCAUAUGACAAGACAGUUGUCCUGUAUGACUGCCGCAGUCCAGACAACAGCAAUCGGACCUGGAGGUUUAGUGGGCAAGUGGAGCGGCUGACCUGGGACCACUUUUCACCGUGGAACUUCCUGGCCAGCACAGAGGAUGGAUUUGUCUACUGCCUGGAUGCACGUUCGGAUAAACCUGUUUUCACACUGAAGGCUCACGACGAAGAAGUGUCAGGUUUGGACCUCAGCAGCCAGAUCAAAGGAUGCCUGGUCACCUCAUCAUCUGACAAACAUGUUAAGAUUUGGGACAUUUUGGGCAAUAAGCCCAACCUGGUGCACUCACGGGACAUGAAAAUGGGUGUACUGUUCUGUGCGUCAUGUUGCCCUGAUCAACCCUUCGUCUAUGCCUUCGGGGGACAGAGGGAUGGCUUGCGGGUUUGGGAUAUAAGUGAUGUUGCAGCAGUGGCUGAGGUGUUUGGCAGCCGAGAGCGUUUGGUGCCUAACACGGCAUCGCAGGUCUCCAGCACUGCAGCCACAGCAGAGAUGGAAGUUUCUGAGUGACGCAUCAACAACCUGUAAACAUGAAUAAACUCUUGUUGCCGUGUUCCUCAUAGUGCAGUUGUUCACGGAAAAGGAUUGAAAUGAAUGAAGCUGCAUUGCUGCUGAAUGCAGACUGGACCUAAUAUACCUGAAAAACAUGUUCAGCUUGUCUCUUCACAGGUAACAACAACAGCUUACACACUUGUAGUUGUGUUAAAAAAUUAUGAGACAUUUUCUUAUAUUCAUAUAAGUGAAUAUUACAAAGAAUUUAUUUGGGCUUUUUAUUUCGAAGCAGUGAUUUAAAUAUUAAUUAAAUAUUAAAAAAAUAUCUUUUUUUCAGUUUGCCUUUCUUUGUAAAUUUACAAUUGUAAUAUGCUACUAAAACUAUUUUCAUAUUAUCAUUAACAUUGCAUACCUGGCUUUCCUGGUAAUUAUGAAUGCUGAAAUGAAAUAUUAAAACAAGUCUGUGUACUCACAUCUGGUCAAAGUGUUAAAGUUGUUAUAGACUCAUUAAAAUGAUGUGUAUUCAGUAAAUAAAUACAGUUCAUAAAAUGUGUAAACCUUUUGUUUGUAUUGGAAUCUGCGACCCUCAGAUGUUCUUCACCGUAAUAGUGGAUGAUGCACAGCGAACAUGAUAAUUCUGUCUAAAAUGGAUCAAACUUUAUUUCAAAUUAUUGAAGUUGCAAUUGAGUAAAGAGUGUUGCAGAUACUA